AUGCCAAGGCUUAAGCCCUUUGGAAAAAGCACUCGUAAGAAAAUUCAUGCAUGUAGACGUAACGCCUUAAAGGGAAUACGGAGAAAUAAUGAAAGUAGCCGUGAUACGAGUAUCGCGAUUGAUAUGACCAAAGCGAGUCGGGAAAGCUAUGACCGAAUGACUUGCAAUUUGGGUAUGGCUAACAAUAAAGAAAUGGAGUUACACAGUGGCAUACCUCGGCAGAGCAAAAUACCAGAAGAUAGUUUCGUUAAACAAGAAAUGGGCAUUUUGAAAGUUAACGAAGAUAUCCAGAUAAAAACUGAAGUAGAUUAUAACGAACAACACUUGACAGUUGAUAAUCCAUUCCAAAAUAUACAGCUUCAGGUUAAAAGCGAGUAUACACAAUCCUCAGUUGUUAAUAAACAAAUUGGAUAUGAAAUCAAUAAGGAAAAACACGAAUUAUUGAUAGAAAAGUCAAAGAUUGAAGGCGAAAAUUACGCAAGGCAACAUUGCUUUGCAACUGGAGAUAGUGAAUUUAAACUUCUUGUUGAUACUAAAGAGACUAUAACCAACAUAUAUGAUGACAAUAUAGAAAUCAAACAGGAAGAGGACAUAGAAGAAAAUCCAUAUGAGUACUCUAAUUAUCAUGACAAUCAAACCGAGGGCAGCAAUGAGGCAAAAGCAUUGAAUAAUAUUGAAACAUGUCUUCAGGAAGAGUUCGAAAUAAAGUGUGAAAGUGAGUUGUUUGAGGCCAAUGAACACGAGGAACUGAAUACAGUGGCGGUUAAGGAAGAAUUCGAUCCGACCGUAACCGAAACCCACUUGAUCUCGAACAAGGUUAUCAACACUACGUCCACGGUGACCAAUCCGCAGGAUGGGCUGACCAAGUCGCAAACCACCAAAACUUUAGUGAUGGAGAUACUGCCAAUGCCAGGCAGCGCGGCGUUCACUAAGAAUGACAACCCCGAGGAAAUACUGCCAACUACGUAUGCGAGCGACGAUUGCGUUGCGAUGGACUACGACAAUGCUUACCAUUUGAACUCUAUAACUGGCAACGUUAUGUCGCUAGAGCAGGAGGCGUACGGCCUACUGCAGCCCAAGACGAAAACGGAGCAUCCCGACCGGCCGUACACUUGCAAAAAGUGCCCGAAGGCCUACAAGUCCGCCGCCUGCCUGAGGAAGCACAAGCAAGUGCAUGAGAUCAUAGAGAAGCGCGCGAUGGGAAUCAUAAAGGGACGGAAGACACGGAUAGCCAAUAUGAAGAAGAAGCUGAAGCAGGAGGAGAAGAAGUGCAAGACCCGCGUUAAGAAAGAGAUUAAAGUGGAGAACGUCAGCUCUAUAGUCGAGAGGGUUAAGAAGGAGGGCUACGAAUGCACUUGUGGCAAAGUAUUCCGGCGCAGGAGUCGGAUGGAGACUUGCCUGCGAUCCCACAACAUAUGCUCCGACCCAAAUUCCUACAUCCCCUGUGUGACGUGCUCCAAGCAAUUCAAGGACAAAGAAGAGCUGUCGCUCCACCGCAAGAGGCUGCACAGGAAACGGUUCCCUUGCAAGUUCUGCCCCACCGACUACAACACACGCAAGGAGCUGUUCAAGCAUCUGCAAAUCCAUCAAAAGGUCCAAGUGAUGGAGUACAAAGUUUUGUCCGAGGUCGUCAAGGGUAAACAGAAGCUGAAGUGCUUCAUGUGCUCGAAGACCUGCACGGAACUCUCCGAGCUGAAAUCGCACGUUAUGGACGAUCACAAGGAGCCCUACGUCUGUCCGCACUGCAACGGCACCUUCGCGAAGAUCAUCGACUUCGGCAACCACACGAAGACCGACCACCCGGAGGUGGAGGGCCAGUCGGUGCUGGACGUCCUGGAGGCCUUCUCGAAGCUGGUGAAGGCGUGGAAGUGCGAGGAGUGCGAGGUGCAGUUCCACGAGGCGGACAAGCUGGCGAUGCACCAGAUCGAGAGGCACGGGCCCGACUCGAGGGCCGAGCCGCAGUUCCAGUGCAUCGACUGCCGGCGGGUGUUCAUUAGCCAGAAGGGGCUGACGUCGCACAGGCGGGUGCACCACAGUGCCGACGCCGGCGAAGAGGCCGUCGCGGAAGGGAGCGGCGUGAUGUGCAUCGAGUGCCGGAAGGUGUGCAGGGAUGGAGCCGCGCUGACGUCACACAUGCGCCUCCACUCGGCGGAGAGGCGGUACCCGUGCAAGUUCUGCGACUUCCGAUUCGCCACACCGGAGAAGAGGAGGGCGCACGCGGAGCUGCACACGGGCGACAUGAAGUACGUGUGCUUCAUAUGCGAGUACCAGUGCAGCUCGGAGAACCGGCUGAAGCGGCACAAGGCGUCGCCCAAGCAUAUCAGCAUGAAGGCGUACCUCAGGACCGGGAAGCCGAGUCCGGAGUCGACUUCCAGGCGGUCGGCCAGCGAUUCGCCCGCGGGCGACGAAUGGGUCGUGGUUAAGGAUGAGGGGGGGGCGGAGGCGGAUGCUGAGGUCGACAGCGGCGACGACUCCUCGUCCAAUAACGACGGGGAGGCGGCGUGCAACAUUUGCGGCGAAAGGUUCGAGAGCGAGGCGAAAAUGCUCAAGCACCAAAGCACACACCCGUUCAUCGAGAUAGCGACCGGCGACAAGCCCACUAGGAUAUUUUAUAAG
This is a messenger RNA of Iphiclides podalirius (scarce swallowtail), 2616 nucleotides long. Lineage: Eukaryota; Metazoa; Arthropoda; Insecta; Lepidoptera; Papilionidae. The record is from the annotation of a GenBank genome assembly.